AUGCUCCAACACCUGGGUCUACUGCAUCAUUUCACAUCCUCUACAGCUCUGACACUCUCUGUCAAUCGACAGGUUCAGAACCUCUGGCAGGUCGACAUACCACGAAUUGGAUUCUCUUUCCCCUUUUUGAUUCACGCCAUUCUGGCCUUAUCUUCGAUGCACAUAGCUCACGAGCUACCUGACCAGAACAAGGCCCGGUGGGCAUCGGGCAUUGAGCUACAACAGCAGGCUGUGACGGAUGCACAAAAAGCAUUGGAUAAUGUUACAACUGAAAAUUGCACCGCCGUGUUUCUUUUCUCAGCACUGACAUGCAUAAUCUCGCUUGCACGCGGCUGUGGCCACUCGCCCAAAUGUGGACCUGAUACCGAGCAGCCAACUGAGAUUGGCUGUGAGAGCUUGAUUGAAUGUGUUGUUCUUUACCGCGGCACGAGACAUCUGCUCGGCCCCCCGUACGAUCAAGUGUUACAUUCAGGUCCAUUGAAGCCUAUGUUCGAGGUUGGAUCUGAACGACGGACACGGCUUCUCGAUCCCUUUAUGACUCUGGAUACAGACCAAUCCAGCGCGUGGUCCAAACUGCGGGCGGCGAUAUACGACCAUGUCAAAGAUACGGAAAGGCUAGAUGUCUAUGACAGCACAAUCGACCACCUGCGGCGAGCCUUUCGCGCUGUUUAUGAUAAACCGCUGGAAGAACUGGAAAAUAUGGACGUCUUUGCCUGGAUGUUUGCUAUAUCAGACAAAUACGUGGCUUUGCUCAGGCAACACGAUCCGAUUGCUCUGGCGUUGUUUGCUUGCUUUGCUGGUCUGUGCCCCUUUUCUCCAGUCCCCAUCAUGAUUGCCAUCGACGACGAAGCGGUACCCAUCAGUUGGCAGCAUCGCACGCCUCCGCCCGAGUUUGAAAACGAUUUCCGCUCAGAUGCGGCCGCAUCCCGCGCGCCUUUUCAGUUCUUCAUUCGAAUCGAACUCAAGAAUCGUUCACAAGAUGGACCCGCCCAUGCCGGCACCAAUCUCGGAGCCAUCAAGACCUUCCAGCUAUCAUACCGACAGGACUACUAUCCUCGCUGCCUGGAGGUUAUUCGAUCCCGCCGCAUGCCCUACACCCUCAGCUUGUCGAUGCAGUCAGUGCAAGCUCCAGUUGAGGCAACCCGCUCGAUGGGGCGAAUGCUCUUUGCAUUACUUCGCGAACCGCCCGACCUCAUCUGA
Molecule: messenger RNA, 1200 nt
Organism: Fusarium coffeatum
Lineage: Eukaryota; Fungi; Ascomycota; Sordariomycetes; Hypocreales; Nectriaceae
Exons: 4
Coding region: 1-1200 (399 amino acids)
Biological process (GO): regulation of transcription by RNA polymerase II
Molecular function (GO): DNA-binding transcription activator activity, RNA polymerase II-specific
Source: RefSeq, a predicted model, not a curated record